Erythranthe guttata (spotted monkey flower) is the source of this 909-nucleotide messenger RNA. NCBI's taxonomy places the organism in Eukaryota, Viridiplantae, Streptophyta, Magnoliopsida, Lamiales, Phrymaceae. The record is from RefSeq and is a predicted model, not a curated record.
AAACAUCAUUACAAAACAUAAUUUCAAGAUUCCAAAAGAGAAACAAGAAGAAGAACAAGAAGAACAAGCAAAAGUGAAUCAUUUGAAAAACAAAAUGGAAAACUACGAGGCUAACGGUCUGAAUCUCAAGGCAACCGAGCUCAGAUUAGGUUUGCCCGGAACAGGCAACGAACAACAACAACAAGAUCAGUACUCUUCGUCGUCGUCGUCUCAUCAACAGAAUGUGAAGAACAACUACAACAACAACAACAAGAGAUCUUCAUCUGAGAUAGCUAGUUCAUGCGAUGAUGAACAACAACAACAACACGACGACGGCGCCCCACUUGCCAAGGCGCAAGUGGUUGGGUGGCCUCCGGUGAGAUCUUACAGGAAAAACGUGUUGGAGAAGAAAAACCCUGAGUCCAGUAUGUUUUUGAAAGUGAGCAUGGAUGGAGCGCCGUAUCUGAGGAAGAUAGAUCUCAAGUUCUACAACAACUACUUUGAUCUUCUUAAGGGAUUGGAGAACAUGUUCAAGUGCACGAUCGGUGUCUACUCGGAGAGAGAAGGGUAUAAUGGAUCGGAGCAUGUACCGACGUACGAAGACAAAGACGGAGAUUGGAUGCUUGUGGGAGACGUACCGUGGGAUAUGUUUGUCACUUCUUGCAAGAGGCUCAGGAUCAUGAAAGCCUCCGAAGCUAAAGGCUUGGUCUCCCCUUUGUAGGCGAAACCAAAACAAAGAUCUGCGCUCUUGCAUAUGUUUUUGUGUACAAAUUGAUCAAGACUCGAUGUUUUCUUUCUCGAUCGGUUUCUUUUUUUUCUUUUUUUUUUUUUUUUUUGUAUUUACAGCGAGUAAAAUAAGUACAUAGUUUGAAUAUGAUACAAUACACAAGUUAAUCAAAGUUCGUUCAAUGCGAUUUCUUGAUUGAAGUA